CAGUGCUGGGCAGGAGGCCAGAGGGUAGUAGUGUUCCUCGGAGGCUGUGGGGUCACAGGCUCCCUCACAGACAUUCGUGCAGCACUCGCGUAUGGGUGCAGUUGCGGCAGCUGACGUGGCAGCACCAAUGGAAGGUGCAGUUACAGCGCUCAGUUACGCGCUGCGUGCGCGUGCGGUGACCUCGGCCGCAGCACAGGAGCUCGCAGCCGUCCAGGGCAGGGGAAGAGCUGUUGCAGGCCCGGCCUGUGGUGCCCGCUGUGCCCAUGCGACCGCUGUAGGUGCAGAAAUUGGGCGAUUUCUCGAAAUACACGAGGUCGUGCGGUGAGGGAGGCUUGUGGGCGGGGUCUUCCGGCUCGAGGCGCAGUAGCUCCGCGCGGGAUGCGCGAUUAUUACCUCGGUUGCCAUAGAGCACACGCGAGGCGCCGUCAAAGCGGUCCCGCAGCACAUCGCCCACCGCGCGGAGCGUGGGCAAUCUCAUCCAGCACGUGCGCACAGUGCACGAGCCCGACAUCCCGUGGCACUUGCACUCUUGGCGCAUCUCCGAGAACACUGUCUGUGGGAAAGAGACAGUCGUCAUUUUCUGUAGCUUCGCCUGACCAUCCUACUUCCUUAAAAGCAUCCGGUCACCUUCCCUAAGUACAGCCCCCUCCUAGGGCAGGCAAGACCACAGUGGCUGGACCUUUUAAUUCCAUCCGCUUCCUUUCUUUCCUGCUGACUUGCCUUCGAAGUGGGGAAAGCACUGCAUUUGGAAUCGAAAAGGCUGUGCUGGAGCUCUGGAUCUACCACUUAACUGGGCAAAUCAAAAUAUAAUCCACAAAUUCUCGACCAAAAAGGCGGCCAAAAUCGAUGUUGUCACUGCAACCUCCCCAGUGCCAGUCCGGACCCCCAGGGCCACGCCGCCGGUAGUCACACGUACAAGAUUCUAUGGAACCCUCGGAACAGGAGCGAGCGACAGAGUGUGUCACUCCAGCAGAUGUGAUGGCGAAGAUAAAGGCGGUUUCUCGACAUCCUGGUAGCGGAAGAAGAAUGAGUGUCACUGGGAUCCUGAAGAAGCUGCCGCUGGAGCCACCAGGCCCUGGCCAGGACAUGACGGAGGAGCCACGGUCAUGGUCUCUGCCUUCAGGCCUCGCCGGGCUUCUGCUCCUCUUCCUUUGCAGUAGAGCGUUAAGCAAUGAAAUCCUGGGGCUGAAACUUCCCGGGGAGCCUCCGCUGACUCCCAACACCGUGUGCCUAACGCUGCCCGGUCUCAGUAAGCGUCAGUUCGGCCUGUGCCUGCGCAGCCCCGACGUGACGGCGUCUGCACUGCAGGGCCUGCACAUCGCGGUUCACGAGUGCCAGCACCAGCUCCGGGAUCAGCGCUGGAACUGUUCAUCCCUGGAGGCCAGCGGCCGGCUGCCACACCACAGCGCCAUCCUCAAGAGGGGUUUCCGAGAGACUGCCUUCUCUUUCUCCAUGCUGGCUGCUGGGGUCAUGCACUCGGUGGCCACGGCUUGCAGCCUUGGGAAGCUGGUGAGUUGUGGUUGUGGCUGGAAAGGCAGUGGAGAACAGGACCGGCUAAGGGCCAAACUAUUACAGCUCCAGACAAUCUCCCGUGGCAAAAGCUUUCCUAACUCCCCACUUGGCCUUGGACCCAAUUCAGGCACCAGCCCUAGUCCCCAGGACACAUGGGAAUGGGGUGGCUGCAACCAGGACCUGGACUUUGGAGAGAAAUUCUCUCGGGACUUCCUGGACUUGAGGGAGGCUCCACGAGACAUCCAGGCACGAAUGAGAAUCCACAACAACCGAGUGGGGAGACAGGUGGUGACUGAGAAUUUGAAACAGAAAUGUAAGUGCCAUGGGACAUCGGGCAGCUGCCAGUUCAAGACGUGCUGGAGAGCAGCUCCCGAAUUCCGUCUGGUGGGGGCAGCACUCAGGGAACGAUUAAGCCGGGCUGUCUUUAUCAACGCCCACAACCGCAACUCCGGUGCCUUCCAGCCCCGGCUUCGCCCUCGACGGCUUUCGGGGGAGCUUGUCUACUUUGAAAAAUCUCCUGAUUUUUGUGACUGGGAGCCAGCCCUGGGAUCACCAGGCACCCAGGGACGCGUCUGCAACAAGACCAGCCGCCUCCCCGAUGGUUGUGGGAGCUUGUGCUGCGGGCGAGGCCACAAUGUGCUCCGGCAGACCCGCGUGGAGCGUUGCCACUGUCGUUUCCAUUGGUGUUGUUAUGUCCUCUGCGAUGAGUGCCGGGUCACAGAGUGGGUCAACGUCUGCAAGUGAGGGGGAUGCUCAUCCCCAUCUCCCAACCCGAUUCACACUAGGGACCCUGAGGGAAGGGAAAGGAAGGGAAGGGAAGGGGCUCCCUUUAGUCCUUCGCAGUUGAGUUCAUGCAUCUCCCCAGAAACAGCGUCGGGGAGUGAAAGUCUGAUGGGUCAGCAAUGCGUCCUUCCUGAUUGGUCCUCUACAAUUAGGGGACCCGGACGAGAGAGCUCAAGCUCCUACCCUUUCCAUGUCCUGCUCUGUGUCCUUCACACACUGGGAUAGACCAAGAUUAAAUACACUGUGUUGUCCCCCAACUACUUGAGUGUCCAUCCUCUUGCUCUCCAGGGGAAAACUCCAGCUUCUUGUCCUUCAGGUAGACGGUAGAGUCAUUUUUCUCCCAAAGGAAUGUGCCCAAGAGUCGUUCAGAACUCCGAAUGCCUGUACUUAAGGACCAUGUACAUGUGUCCAGUCCUCUCCCCAUCCCAUCCAAUAGUCUUGGUCUCCUUUUAUGAAAUAACAGGAGAAAGCAAAGCAGAGGGGGGUCUAGUUCUAGGAACAGCUCAUAAGACAGCCCUGUUCAGAGUCCUUGGGAAGGCUUCCCCACUCCUUUUCUCCUGGAUCCCAAAGGAGGGCUUCUCUGGAAAGAGUUCAUCUAGGACUUUCUGAUCUCUUCUGUCUUCCCCAGCAGAAGUGGAGGGAACAGCUAAUUUAUUUUGCUGAGACUUGUUCUUGGUUCCUGUUUUUAACUAAAAUAAAUUCAAAUCGAGUCACUGCAAA
Molecule: messenger RNA, 3015 nt
Organism: Monodelphis domestica (gray short-tailed opossum)
Lineage: Eukaryota; Metazoa; Chordata; Mammalia; Didelphimorphia; Didelphidae
Source: RefSeq, a predicted model, not a curated record